Molecule: messenger RNA, 1389 nt
Organism: Trichomonas vaginalis G3
Lineage: Eukaryota; Parabasalia; Trichomonadida; Trichomonadidae
Product: DNA mismatch repair protein, MLH3-like
Exons: 1
Coding region: 1-1389 (462 amino acids)
Biological process (GO): mismatch repair
Cellular component (GO): mismatch repair complex
Molecular function (GO): ATP-dependent DNA damage sensor activity; ATP hydrolysis activity; ATP binding
Source: RefSeq, a predicted model, not a curated record
AUGUCUGAGCUGAUUGACUAUUCUGCAAUAGCAAGUGAACUUGUAAUGAAUUCGAUAGAUGCAAAUGCCCAAAAUAUUACAGUUACCCUAGAUCUAUUGCUAAACCAGAUACUUGUCACAGAUGAUGGAGAAGGAAUUCAAAACUUAAAUGCCGUAUUUAUCAAAGGAGGAAAUACGAACUUAAAUGGAGUUUACAAGCGUAAUAAAUCACAUCUUUCUCGUUUAAUAUCAAUUUGCGAUGUAGAUAUUUUAUCUAAAACAAAAGAUGGUAAAAUUCAACGAAAGACAUUUGGAGAUGAGCACUAUAUCGAUAAUUACUAUGAAUCAGGUACAACAAUCUUACUUACAAAGAUUUUUUCAAACAAUUUAAUAAGAAUCAAAGAAUUUACAGAUCCGAAGAACAAAUUAUCAUUAAUCAACAGAUUCAAACGAUUUAUCUGCACAAUCUCAUUACGAUUUCCUCAUAUUUCGUUCAUAAUAUUCAGUUCUUGUCAAAAUCAAAUUUUGAAUCUUCCGAAAGUUGAAUCUCUUGAGAAAAGAUUCAUCCAGAUCACAGGUGUCAAGCCACAGAUCCUUCCCGAUGGGAAAAUCAUGUCAUUUGUUGAUUUCUCAUUGAAUUCUUUUGAAAAUUUUUUGGUAAAUGAUUUUCCAUGCAACAGAUUAUUUCUCGGUUACGAAGAAGUGAAAAUAAACGAAAAAUGUAUCCAAGUAAAAGAAGGGUCUGUAAUAGACUAUAUUUGGGAUAGAGACGGUUUGACAGUGAUGUUGUCAAAUGAAAAUCAAAAAGUGACAAAAAAUUUUGACACCAAUGAAGUUGGUGAUGUAGUUAUAAGGAAUUUGGAAUAUGUAUGUGUUUGGGAUCGAAAAUUUAUUCUCGCGACAUUUCAGAAUAAAUUAUAUUCAAUUGAUCAACAUGCAGCACAUGAAAGGAUUAAUUUGAGUAAAUUGAUGAAGAGGUGCUUCACAGAAAGGUAUCCGAAAACUCUAAAGAGGCCUAUGAUGAUCCAUGAAUCAUUUGGAAUUUCAUUUAACGAAAAAUCGUAUGAAUGCUUGAGAAAAUGGGGCUGGAGAUUCAAUUGUAAAGAGGUUACGGCUGUUCCUUGCGUUUGUGGCGUGGAAAUCGAUGAUGCAGAUGGAAUGAUAAAAUAUGCAAUACAAUGCUCAACAGGAAACGAGCCGGAGAUACCUGAUUGCAUAUUGGACGCUUUAAGAACAAGAGCUUGCAAAACUGCCAUUAAAUUUGGUGAAUUUAUUGAUGAAAUUCGGGCAAAAAGUCUGAUUUACGAGCUAUCGAUCUCUGAUAGGCCAAAUCACUGUGCGCAUGGAAGAACAGUUGUCGCUCCGAUUCUUGAUUUCGAUCGCCCCUUCUCUAAAUUCGAUGGAAUCUGA